Messenger RNA from Colletotrichum scovillei, 1118 nucleotides. RefSeq names its product SAM-dependent methyltransferase. Bases 141 to 1118 code for a protein of 325 amino acids. Lineage: Eukaryota; Fungi; Ascomycota; Sordariomycetes; Glomerellales; Glomerellaceae. The transcript has a single exon. The record is from RefSeq and is a predicted model, not a curated record.
CACGAUUAGAACACCACCAACACAAUAAUAGCCAAUUCCUCAAUUUGCCCAACAUAUUCCCAUCCAAUAUUGCACCUAAGCUAACAUUCAUCAAACUUCGGUCAACAAGAAGAGGGAACAAACACAAUCACCUCACUACAAUGUCUCAAUCCAACCACGAACCAAACUCUCAACCGCCAUCCCCCUCCCCUCUCCUCCUCUCCCUCGCAAAAUCCUACCCCCACGAUCCAGCCCACUUACACAAAGUCCUCCUCCCGCAACUAACCCACCGCCUCCGCCUCGCCUCCCUCUGGUCCAUCGCGCCCGGAGCCCGCGUCCUGGACAUCGGCUGCGGCCAAGGGGACUCCGCUCUCGUCCUCUCCCACGCCGUAGCCUCGCUCUCCAUCACCGCUGAUGGUGAGACCGACGUCAGUCCGGGCCCGGGCCCGGCCGGCCACAUCACGGCCCUAGACCCGGCCCCCGGCGACUACGGCAGCCCCUACACCCUCGCCCAAUCCCAAUCCCACAUCUCCUCCUCCCCUUACGGCGCAGCAAUCACCUUCCACCAGUCCGACGCGCCGACCUACCUCGCAUCGCACCCUUCUUCGACCUUUGAUGCCGCCACGCUCUGUCAUUCGCUGUGGUACUUCCCCUCCGGUGCCGCAAUCUCCUCCCUCUUCGAGGCCCUCUACACGUCCAACGUCUCCAGGCUCUGUUUCGCAGAAUACGCCCUCGAAGCUCGGACUCCCGCGCAGAAACCGCACGAACUGGCCGUCGCGGCGCAGAAGCGGUUUUAUGCGCUGCGGGCUGGCGCGGAGAAGGGGUUUAGUCUGGACCAGGGGAACGUCCGCGGCGCGCUUGCGCCCGAGGAGAUUGUGAAGUUGGCGGAGGGGGCUGGGUGGAAGGUGAGGGAGAGGGGUAUUGUUGAUACGCCUGGGUUGCUGGAUGGGGCGUGGGAGGUCGGGGCUGUGGUUGAUGCUUCUUGGACUGAGGAGGUUGUCGCCGAGGGGUUAGGGGUGGGUGCGGAGGAAGAGUUGUUGGGGUAUGUGAGGGAGAUUCGGGAGGCGGUGGAGGAGGUGAAGGGGAGUGGUGGGAGGGUUGAGACGAUGGAUGCUGUUUGGGUUGUUCUGGAGCGUUGA